AUGGCCCGAGGCCAAGCGAAAGGGGCGCAGUCGAGCGCUGCUCGCGACAUGAAGAUGUUCCUGCGCAACCGCAUGUGGCGCGAGCACCGGCACUGGCUCCUGGCGCUUGUCGCCCUCGUUGCGGCGCUCUUCGGCGCGGCGUUCGUGCGCUUUUCCACGUCGCAAGACCACAUCUACCGCCUCGAAGUGACGGACACGGCGUUCAUGGACCGCGUGUUUCGCUCGGGCGAGCCGUGGGUCGUGCUGUGCUCGGGCCCGAACGACGUCCUGCCCGACGCCUUUGACCAGGUGCCGUCCCGUCUCGCAGGCAAGAGCUUUGUCGGUGUCUUGGACUGCACGCAGCCGCUCCUGCCGUCGGGCACGUCGGUCCUCAAGCAGUACGGCCUGCAGCCCACGGUCUCGCCGACGGUGUUCAUUUCAGCCAAUGGCGAGCGACCAAAGCAAGUCGCUCGGCCGCAUCUGAGCUCGGCGACCGCAUUGGCCAAACACGUCGCGACGCGGUUACAAAAGACGAUGCAACAAGUGCAAAACUCGGCGCAGUUGGAAGCGCGAUGUCUGUCCAGAACUACGUGCGUGCUCGUGUUACGAAGUCGACGGUUUCGACCUGAUGAGAAGCAGUGGAUCCGCGCGCUCAUGUACAAGCACCGCACGGUGAGUUUUGCGUGGAUCGAUGCCACGAGCUUGAAACUCUCGCUGGAAAAGCUGCUCCCCGAGUACCGACGGGGCGAUCAUCGCAUGGUGCUUUUUCGACGUCAGCGUGACUUGGCCACGCAGGAAAAGGUGCUAGCGGCGAAGGCGUACCGUGGUAACGAGUUUGACGCCGAGUCAGUGGGCAUGUUCCUGGACGAGCACAUCCAGAGCGAUCGGCUAACACCGCUUGCAAAGUCGCCUACGCUCGUGCACCGAGAAACGAAGAAGAAGGGUCCAUCUGUGCAACCGGAGGAGGGAGACAGGAGGUGGAAGCGUCCGAAGCGAAAGCAUCGUUCUGGUCAGGACAGCUAUCACGCGGGGGAAGACAAGACCGAUGAUGCUGAUGUCUUUCCGCAGCUUGUCGAGCACGACGGGGAUGAUCGGAACCGUUUGGUUGACGCUGAAGGUGUAGAGGAAGAAGGCGAUGUAUUGGAUCUCGACGACGAUGUCUACGAUGACGAUGCCGACAUCUAG
Messenger RNA from Hyaloperonospora brassicae, 1164 nucleotides. Lineage: Eukaryota; Oomycota; Peronosporomycetes; Peronosporales; Peronosporaceae. The record is from the annotation of a GenBank genome assembly.